GAACCAAAUCAGGACAGAAUAAACGAACGGAAGACAAUGAAGCUCUUCGGAACAACAGCUGCCUCACUUGUGGGUACAAGGGUUUCGAGCAGGCUUUCCUCACCGGUUUUCUACCGACACGAUCAGCCGCAAGAGGUAGCAACUUACAAAUACGUGCCAGCUUACAGGCCCACCAACGAGUAUAUCGCUCCAAAAAGCAUGCCAUUCACCUUGCAUGUGUACAACAUUCCCAGAAGCAUCAGCAGGAAGUUAUUUUUGGACCUGGUGAGCAAACGGGUCAAUGAGCCGAUAUUCCACUGUAAUUUUGUGAAUGACCGGGAAAGAAAUGUAUUUUUAGGUGUGGCAUAUGUGAGGUUCAAGGAUGAAGAGAGCGGCAAGAGGGCCAUGAAGGCAUUGGACGGUAUGCAGAUUGGCGAUUUGAUAAUUGGCGCCAAUGUUGCCAAGAGACAGUACUAGUUAGGGUUUGAGAUGACGAUGUAUUGUUAUGUGACCAAUUGAUGUUAAUUAAAUACCACA
This is a messenger RNA of Vavraia culicis subsp. floridensis, 516 nucleotides long. RefSeq lists its product as uncharacterized. Gene Ontology annotation, molecular function: RNA binding. The annotation marks the transcript as partial. NCBI's taxonomy places the organism in Eukaryota, Fungi, Microsporidia, Pleistophoridae. The transcript has a single exon. The record is from RefSeq and is a predicted model, not a curated record.